Molecule: messenger RNA, 2159 nt
Organism: Hypoxylon trugodes
Lineage: Eukaryota; Fungi; Ascomycota; Sordariomycetes; Xylariales; Hypoxylaceae
Product: nagb/rpia/CoA transferase-like protein
Exons: 3
Coding region: 339-1622 (427 amino acids)
Biological process (GO): translational initiation
Cellular component (GO): eukaryotic translation initiation factor 2B complex
Molecular function (GO): translation initiation factor activity; guanyl-nucleotide exchange factor activity
Source: RefSeq, a predicted model, not a curated record
GGUAGAUCGUAUUGACUCAUAAUUCACAAAAAAAAGUUUAGUAGCAACAACAUUUCAUGAGAAACACUUUCCACUAGUACUCUUAACAAUAAAUGUGGAAUUGAAUUGUUACUGAGUAUUAUCUAUUAUUUACUCGCAUUUUUUCUUACCAAGAUUUCAUACCUCACUAAAUUUUUCGUCCCUCCAGGAUUCUAAGUACCCGGUAGGAGGGGCUAUUAAUCGCCGAGUGCGUUCUAUUUUGCGCCAUCAAACACCCUACUCAAUUCGUCGUAUUCGAAGCUAUCGGAGCUAUUCGCACAACAGGACACCUCCCUUGAGGAGUUCCUGAACGAUCGAAAAUGGCACCUCCUAAAGGAGGCUAUGCGCCUGACCUAGACAAAUUUCUUGACACCUUGAAAAGCCGACCGGUGGAUGCUUCCGUCGAAUCCCUUAUAUCCCUUCUGAAGCGACGACAAAUCCGAGGCUCCGAAUCUUGCGCGAUUGCUACAACACAUAUCCUCCGCCAAGUUGUUGUGAAAGAUAAAUGGACUGAUGUCGAUCAGCUCAUCGGGCGCAUCCAGUUAGUCGGCAGAAAACUCGUAGCAGCGCAGCCUCAUGAAAUAGUUAUUGGGAAUAUUGUGAAAAGAGUCCUGGGUUUGAUACGUGACGAGGCAUCGGAAGAUCGCAAUGACACCGGCAGCGAGUCACCAACCGACGCGACCCCUUCCCUACCUCCACCGAUCGAGCCUCCUCCUCCCGACAGACCGGUCCGGCUCCCCUCGCUCGUCGCGUUAGGAUCAUUUGCCCGUACACAAUCUAUGUUCAACCUACUCUCCGACCCAGACUUCGUUCCCUCUCCCGGCUCUACACCCCAGCUGGCUUCGGGAUCUUCGACACCCCUACGAAAUUUACAGUCAACAAAUGUACAAGCACUCAGAUCUGAAGUAAUUGAUGGUAUCGAGGAAAUAAUGGACGAGAUUAAACAAGUCGACGAACAAGUCCAGAGCUAUGCCGAUAUUGUUAUUCACCCGGGAGAUUAUGUAUUGGCUCACCAACCUUCGAGGACGGUUCAAAAGUUCCUUUUGCGAGCUGCUUCUAGGAGAAAGUUUACCUUAUUCCUCGUUGUUGACCCAUCGGCAAUCUCCACUUCCGACGAUCCAUACGCUUCUUUACACAAAUCUCUAUCGUCUGCGGGAUCGACCGUUGUAAACAUCAUGAAUAUUGGCCUGAUGGCUUACAUGACCAAAGUCAACAAGGUCAUUCUCGGGGCUCGAGCGAUUACUAGAAAAGGUGGGGUUAUCGUUGAUGCUGGCGCCGCGGCUAUCGCCCGUGCCGCCCACGAACAAGGUAGGACGGUUAUUGUCCUAGGCGGCGUCUACAAACUCAGCCCUAACAGCCGAUUCCACAACGAAAGCGUCGUGGAAUGGGGUGACCCAUCCAAAUAUGUCAAUUUUGCAGAUGGCGCAAUGGUUGACCAAGUGAGAGUAAGAAACGCCAUUGCCGAAUUCAUUCCUGCAGAGCUUGUUAAUACGUACAUUACGAACUUGGGAGCACAUUCCAAGGAUCACUUGCAUGGCAUCAUCGCAGACCAUUACAAGGACGAAGACGUCAACUUCGACCUAUUUGGGAAGAUCCAAAGGUGAAGAUAAACCCCGCAGCAUCACAACUUGUGCAAUUGCGACAGCUUGAGGCGGUCAGAGACAAAUCUGACGGGUGGAAAUACCAAAGUUGGUUUGGGCUACCUCAAUUCGUUUAACAAUUAUGCUGUAGGCUACCAGCUUAUUCGCAUGUUCUGGCGGGUUUGAGUCAUCUUUAAUCGCAGUGUUGCGUAGUGGUUUAUAGUGGCCGCGUCACCCGGCAGUGAGCUUGGCAUGCAAGUGCAGGGGAUUUUCACGAGUCCAAGACAAAAUCGGAAUCAGGGAAGUGACUAGAACGUGGGGUGAGAUGACUGACAAAGAUUGGUGCCUCUUCAGGCCCCGGGGAAUCGAGCGAAUCUUGUUCAGGGGUGGCCUGUGUGGUGGCCCUGUAUGGCCUGGCUGGGGUUAUCAGAAGCUGAAAAAAAGGCUAUCGGCCAAUGGAACAUUCAUGUUCCCCUCCCCAACACUUCGGGUGCUGGUAGGACUGGAAUUGAAUAAGUAAGCCAGUCUAUAGAGAAAGACCUAAGUAAAUAAAAUGCAUCU